AUGGCACCGCGUUUGGGGCUCUUUCUGAUUUGGGCUGGUGCAUCUGUGUUUCUACAACUGGUCCCUGUGAAUGGAGAUGAGAACAACGAUGUUUCUACUGAACAUACUGGAGACAAGUCUUCUGCUGAAUCAGCUGAAGAUGAACAAUGUGUUUUCCCAUUCACCUAUGGAAAGAAAAAGCAUUUCGACUGCACAUUCCAGAGUUCCAUAUUCCCGUGGUGUUCCCUCGAUGCAGACUACACAGGAAGAUGGAAAUUCUGUACCAAGAAAGACUAUGCCAAGUGUGUCUUUCCCUUUAUCUUUGGAGGCAAGAAAUAUGAGACUUGCACAAGAAUUGGAAGUUUUUUGGGGUCUUGGUGCUCACUCUCUCCAAACUAUGACCAGGAUAGAGCUUGGAAGUAUUGCUAGUCAUAA
Messenger RNA from Odocoileus virginianus texanus, 414 nucleotides. RefSeq names its product seminal plasma protein PDC-109-like. Lineage: Eukaryota; Metazoa; Chordata; Mammalia; Artiodactyla; Cervidae. Gene Ontology annotation, biological process: sperm capacitation. The record is from RefSeq and is a predicted model, not a curated record. Gene Ontology annotation, cellular component: cell surface. Gene Ontology annotation, molecular function: heparin binding.